Oncorhynchus masou masou (cherry salmon) is the source of this 3202-nucleotide messenger RNA. RefSeq names its product coiled-coil domain-containing protein 96-like. The transcript has a single exon. Gene Ontology annotation, biological process: cilium assembly. The coding region runs from base 119 to 1645 and encodes 508 amino acids. NCBI's taxonomy places the organism in Eukaryota, Metazoa, Chordata, Actinopteri, Salmoniformes, Salmonidae. The record is from RefSeq and is a predicted model, not a curated record. Gene Ontology annotation, cellular component: ciliary basal body; axoneme.
CCUCGUUAUAUCCUAGAAAACAUAUAUUUGAAUGUUGCCUUACAACCCGGGACUUAAUUGACACGUGAUUUUCUAGCUUGUUUUUAGCCAGAAAUACUUAAACUAAAUUCCCAUUCUCAUGGAUGGGAAUGCAGAGCAGAAAGAGAAUGACCCUGGGUCCAAUCCCAACAUUGAAAACACAGAGCUGAAGAACGAUGAGCAACUCCAGCAUACACCAGCUGAAGAGCCCUCAGAAGAGGGCAAAUCCACUAAUGCUGAUUACUGUAAGAAUAAAGCUGACACGGCUGCAGAUGAGGCUGAGGAGGUGGUAGCAGUGGAGCAGAGUGGGCAAGAGUCUGAAAAAGCUGUAGGGGAACAGGCAACAGAGGGUAUCUCAGCUGAGACAGAGGGAGGGAACCCAGCCGCUUCUGAACCAGGAGAGGGCGCUGGAGAUGAGCCACCCGCAGAACCCAACCUACCAACGAAUGAGACAUUCGAUGAGGGAGAGGUCCCGGAGAUGAAGCCUCUAAUAGGGGAGCCUCUCUCCCGCGAGAGGAGCCUCACACUCGAAGAUGUCGACAACAACGAUGAUGAUGAAGACGGACCGCCAAAACUAGACCCAGGGACUCCAGAAAGGGAGAGUUCCGUGCAGGUUGAGGAAAAGGGUCCCUCUCUAACCAAAGAGACGGGCCCCACCAUCGACUACAAAGAGUACAUGAACUUCCUUUAUGAGUUGCAGGCGGAGAAGGACAAACUGAGCCAGGUCAACGGUCAGCUCCAGAUCAAGCUGGUGGAGUACUUCCGCAAGAAGACAGGUGAUGACGCACGUCCUGAGAAGGAGAAAGCCGUGUCGGACCAGGAGCAGCGCUACCAGAAGUACAUGGCCAUCAUGGAGGACCUGAAGUGGCAGCACUGGCUGGACUCGGAGGCAGCCCAGCAGCAAGCAGAGGAGCUGAGGCAGCAGAGCCAGGAGAAGCUGGGCCAGCUGGAGACCGAGUGGAGCGCUUUCAUGGCACUGAAGCGCGACGUGGCCGUGACGGCCCUGAGCCGGCGCCUUGGGAAACAGGCGGCGGCGGUCGAGGUAGAGCAGAUCCAGGCGGCCGAGCAGCGGCGCCAGAAAGAGCUGGUCACCGUGCGCCUGGAGAAUAUCAAGCUGAAGAACAAGACGCGCAAGUUUGAGGCCACACUGCGUGCCAAGGAGAUGCUCGCUGAGGGCCUGCACCUGAUCGACUUCGAGCAGCUGAAGAUAGAGAACCAGACGUAUAAUGAGAAGAUAGAGGAGCGCAACGAGGAGCUCCUUAAACUGCGCAAGAAGAUCACCAGCACAGUCCAGGUACUAACCCAUGUGAAGGAGAAGCUCCAGUUCGUGCAGAUGGAGAACCAGGCCAAGCGGGCCCAGUUGGCUGAGGUGGAGGUGGUGGUGGCCAGGAAGAGGGAUGUGCUGACCAGGACCAAGCAGGCCAGGGAUGGCCUCCGUAUGGACAACCUGAAGCUGCGCCAGCGCUGCGGCCUGCUGGGCAACGAGAUCCUGCUGAGGGACUUUGAGGAGAAGGUCGACGCCUCAGACGACCUGGAGGAGAGGCUGGAGGGGCUGAAGAGGAGGCACGCAGAGCUCAUAUUGAAGUGUGCCGGGGUCAAGAAGAAACUGGAGUACACCAAACCCUAACCCAAACCCUAAUCCUAACCCAAACCCUAAUCCUAACCCAAACCCUAAUCCUAACCCAGACCCUAAUCCUAACCCAAACCCUAAUCCUAACUCAAACCCUAACCCAAACCUUAAUCCUAACCCAAACCCUAAUCCUAACCCAAACCCUAAUCCUAACUCAAACCCUAAUCCUAACCCAAACCCUAAUCCUAACCCAGACCCUAAUCCUAACCCAAACCCUAAUCCUAACUCAAACCCUAACCCAAACCUUAAUCCUAACCCAAACCCUAAUCCUAACCCAGACCCUAAUCCUAACCCAAACCCUAAUCCUAACUCAAACCCUAACCCAAACCUUAAUCCUAACCCAAACCCUAAUCCUAACUCAAACCCUAUUCCUAACCCAAACCCAGACCCUAACCCAAACCCUAAUCCUAACCCAGACCCUAAUCCUAACUCAAACCCUAACCCAAACCUUAAUCCUAACCCAAACCCUAAUCCUAACUCAAACCCUAACCCAAACCUUAAUCCUAACCCAAACCCUAAUCCUAACCCAAACCCUAAUCCUAACUCAAACCCUAAUCCUAACCCAAACCCUAAUCCUAACCCAGACCCUAAUCCUAACCCUAAACCUAUCUCAAACCCUAAGCCUAUCUCAAACCCUAAACCUAUCUCAAACCCUAAUCCUAAUCCAGACCCUAAUCCUAACCCAAACCCUAAGCCUAUCUCAAACCCUAAGCCUAUCUCAAACCCUAACCCAAACCUUAAUCCUAACCCAAACCCUAAACCUAUCUCAAACCCUAAUCCUAAUCCAAACCCUAAACCAAACUGAAGUGUGGAAAUCGAGGAGCGGAGGCGAGGAGAGGAAACGUGGAAACAAUAUGCUUGUAGGAAAUGAGACUCCUUCUCCACUCACCCGUCAUCAGGCAAAUGACAUUUACAGCAGUAGAAUGAAACGUGUAAAGUGCUAAGGCUAGAUGUGCAAGACAUGUUAUAGAUUAAAAGAAAAGUAGCGUGUUGUUUUGAAAUGUGUGCAUGUAAGCAACAGCUGAUUCAAAGGGGGAGUGGCAGAUUUCAAAACUCCUCUGCAGAGCAUACACAGAGGAUGCACUUCAGUAUCCAACGAGGAAAAGGGUCCCUCUCUCGAGAGGAGUUUAGAGGCAGGUAGGAGAGUCUUUGCGAAGUCUGGUGACAUGAUAAGUGAGGGUAGUAACCAAGGGGAUGGAACUUGGAGGCAGGGUUGGAGGCGGGGACUACUUGGGACAACUUCACGUCUGGUUGGCUAGGGGUUACUCCUCGGUUCACCUACUAACAAAUUGACACUCUCCUCGACCACUUAUUGGUUUCCGGGUCACGGAGGAAAGAAGGACUGAAGAGUCAAGGAGAGGACAGACUUUCCCAAUUGAGAAUCUCCCAAGGUCUAUAUGAUCAGUCAGAAAUCACCAUCUGGUCAUAGAAGGAAACCAUAUGUAUUAUAAUAAGUAGUCUGUUAUUUUAUUUGCUGACAUGUUUUAGUUGUUUUGCAUUUACAACCCCUGAUAAUAUAAUAACAGUUGUCAUGAAGGAAAUUGUCAUACUCAA